UGCGAAGGAGACAGGGUCGAAGCUCCUCUUGCUGGCACCGAUGCAAGGUCGGUUCAGAGCACGGCAGAGACGCGUCUGAGAGCAGCGCGAGCCGACACGGGGCCAAGACGAUCGUUGCAGGCACCAUCUGUUGAAGCUGCAGGAAUAUUAUGAGCAACCUCAGCACUAAGGUCUGUUUCUUCAUCCUGGGAAUGAGUGUGGUGAUCUGCGUGACAAUGUCCACCAUUUAUCUGAAGUCCAGCACUUCAGAGGCCCCAGUCACAAUGGCCACCAUGCAGAACACGACCAAAUGCAGGGCUUUCCCCGACUACUGCACCCCGUUCCUACCCCCAGCCACCGAAGGCAAGCAAUGGCAUCAGAGAGACUGCCUAUCUGAGGACUACAUCGCUGAAGGGGUGCUCAAUUGCUCUCUCAUCACCAAGGAUUUCCACUUCAUCACCGAGCCCCUGAGUCAGGAAGAGAGAGAGUUCCCCCUGGCCUUCAUCAUGACCAUCCACAAAGAGUUGGAGACGUUCAUGCGCCUCCUCAGAGCAAUCUACGCCCCCCAGAACAUCUACUGCAUCCAUGUGGAUGCCAAGUCCCAGGAGUCUUACAAAGCUUCUGUCCGCCACCUGGUGAGCUGCUUCCCCAAUGUGUUCCUGUCCAGUGUCAGCGAGGUUGUGACCUACGGGGGCUUCUCGCGACUCAAGGCAGACAUUAACUGCAUGAAGGACCUGGUCUCAUUGCGGGUGCCUUGGAGGAGAGUCAUCAAUCUGUGCGGUCAGGACUUCCCCGUCAAGAGUAACCUGGAGCUGGUGCGGCAACUGCGGAGUAAGGCGUGGAGGGCCACCAACAUGACACCCGGCGUUCGUCAACCCAACUAUAUGCGCUACCGGACGGAGAAGCAAUACCAGGAGGUCAUGGGCGGGCAUACGGUACCCAAGGGCGAGGGCUUCAUCAAGGCACCUCCCCCACAUGACCUCAAUAUCUAUUUUGGCACGGCUUACUACGCCCUCACGCCGGCCUUUGUCCGCUUUGUUCUGGAGAAUUCUGUGGCCAAGGACCUGCUGGAAUGGUCUAGGGACACCUACAGCCCAGAUGAGCACUACUGGGUGACUCUCAACCAUCUCGUAGGUGUACCAGGAAGUAACCUACAGGGGAAAUGGGAAGGCGAGAUUCGUGCUAUAAAAUGGAUUGACCAACAAGGCUCGGUGCACGAUGGAUGUAAAGGGCAGUACAUCAGGGGCAUCUGUGUCUACGGCCUGGGCGACCUCCAGUGGAUCAUUGAUAGGAACCACAUGUUUGCCAAUAAGUUUGACAGCCAUCUCUUCCCGGAGGCUAUCAACUGCAUGGAGCUGUGGCACCGGCACAAGGUUCUGCAGCAGGCUCAGGUUCCUGUGCGGCCCGAAUGGCGCAUCGCCACGGAAAAACACACCAUCAGUGCCAGACGGUGAGCAGGACCUCACGUUGCUGAGCUUCAUCUGGGUGCCUCAGGGAGAGGAGGUGUUUUGGGGCAGUAUGUGCAAUGCAGCAAAAUGACUGACCUAUUGAAAUCGCACGGAACACUGCAUCAGUUGGAAAAAAUAUAUAACUCCAUUAACAGAGUACUAGCUUUAUACUUCUGUAAUUUUCCUAAACAAACAUGCCUAUCUUGGUUAAACAUUCAAUAAAAAAGACAUACACACUGACUGUUUUGCACAGAAAAUAUAGGUAGAGAAAGAACAGCGAAUGAAAGAAAGAGAAUGCUUAGAGGAAAAUUAUGAUUGUAGUACCAUGGGCGGAUAAAGCCAGUAUUGAAUUAUAGGGCUGGGGGUGGCUAGCCUUAAGAGAGUCACUCAAUCAAUCUUUUUUCAUUUGAUAAGUGUCAUGACAGUAGGGGAAAAAAAAAAAAAAAAAAA
Scleropages formosus (Asian bonytongue) is the source of this 1877-nucleotide messenger RNA. RefSeq names its product glucosaminyl (N-acetyl) transferase family member 7 (gene gcnt7). The transcript has 4 exons. Lineage: Eukaryota; Metazoa; Chordata; Actinopteri; Osteoglossiformes; Osteoglossidae. Gene Ontology annotation, cellular component: membrane. The coding region runs from base 150 to 1433 and encodes 427 amino acids. Gene Ontology annotation, molecular function: acetylglucosaminyltransferase activity. The record is from RefSeq and is a predicted model, not a curated record.